CCGCGCUGCCCUCGGACACGCUCCCGGCGCUCCCACAGCAGCGCCGCUCCGCCGGGACAGCCGCCGGCCCCGGAUUACACCCAGCGGGCUCCGCUCUCGGCUGGCUCUGGAGGCACUGGGCGAGCUUUAUCUGAGACCGCUCCGCGCACAGCUUUAUCUGAGACCGCUCCGCGCACAGCUUUAUCUGAGACAGAUCCGCGCACAGCUUUAUCUGAGACCGAUCCGCGCACAGCUUUAUCUGAGACCGCUCCGCGCACAGCUUUAUCUGAGACCGCUCCGCGCACAGCUUUAUCUGAGACCGCUCCGCGCACAGCUGUAUCUGAAAGCGCUCUGGCUGGAGCCCGGCUGUUUGAGUUCAUUCAGCUACAACAUAAGAUUGACUGCACCAGAUAGAAAAAUGACCAAAAUCUGGAUCACAUUUUUGCUGCUCUUCUCAUUGGUUACUAUGUUUUUUGCCACUGCUUCUCCAGCUGAAGGACACCAGAACUCCACAAUGGACAUUGCCCAGCUGAGUGUUACAAGGAAUAAAAUCAUGACAGCACAGUAUGAAUGCUACCAGAAGAUUAUGCAGGACCCUGUUCACAAGAAAGAAGGGCACUCUCUGUUUGCAGGUCCUUACUGCAACAGGACCUGGGAUGGCUGGUUGUGCUGGAGUGACGUUGCUGCCGGAACCGUGUCAGUGCAGCGUUGUCCUGACUACUUUCAGGAUUUCAACCCAUCAGAAAAAGUUACGAAGAUCUGUGAUCCAAAUGGGAAUUGGUUCAGACACCCAGAAAGCAACAGGACCUGGACAAACUACACCCAGUGCAAUAUCUAUACUCAUGAAAAAGUGAAGACUGCUCUGAACUUGUAUUACUUGGCCAUCAUUGGACACGGACUUUCAAUUGCAUCACUUCUGAUUUCUCUUGGCAUAUUCUUUUAUUUUAAGAGCUUGAGUUGCCAAAGGAUUACCCUGCAUAAAAAUCUGUUUUUCUCUUUUGUUUGCAACUCUGUUGUAACAAUAAUUUCACUGACGGCCGUUGCCAACAACCAGGAAUUAGUUGCAACCAACCCAAUUAGUUGCAAAGUGUCACAGUUCAUCUACCUGUACCCGAUGGGUUGCAACUACUUUUGGAUGCUGUGUGAAGGCAUUUACCUGCACACACUGAUUGUGGUGGCUGUUUUUGCUGAGAAGCAGCACUUGAUGUGGUAUUACCUUCUUGGCUGGGGUUUUCCACUGAUCCCUGCCUGCAUACAUGCUGUUGCAAGAAGCUUAUAUUAUAACGACAAUUGUUGGAUCAGCUCUGACACUCAUCUGCUUUACAUCAUCCAUGGCCCUAUUUGUGCUGCUCUCUUGGUGAACCUUUUCUUCCUGCUGAACAUUGUUCGUGUUCUCAUAACCAAGCUGAAAGACACCCACAAGGCUGAGUCCAACCUGUACAUGAAGGCAGUGAGAGCCACCCUGAUUCUUGUCCCUCUCCUUGGCAUCGAGUUUGUGCUGUUCCCAUGGCGACCCGAGGGCCGGAUCGCCGAGGAGGUGUACGACUACGUGAUGCACAUCCUCAUGCACUACCAGGGUCUACUGGUGGCUACAAUUUUCUGCUUCUUCAAUGGCGAGGUGCAGGCAGUGCUGAGGAGGCACUGGAACCAGUACAAGAUCCAGUUUGAGCACAGCUUCAGCCACUCAGACGCCAUGCGCACGGCCUCCUACACCGUGUCCACCAUCAGCGACGUGCAGGGCUACGGCUACAGCCAUGACUGUGCUGGCGAACACCUCAAUGGCAAGGGCUACCAUGACAUGGACAGCGUGGCACUCAAGACUGAGAAGCUCUAUGGCUGAGGGACUGCCCCCUGCCCCAUGCCUUGUGCCAAUCCACAGCUGAUCCAUUGACUUCAUGGCCAGAAGAUCUCAGCUACCUUGGAAUAUGUUCUUCUCCUGGAUGAUGCAAACUAAACCGACACGUUGCUCAUGUAUAUGUGUGUGUGUGUGUAUACACACACGUGCAUAUAUACUUGUUUGUGUUAUCUAUACAGUAUGGACAUCUGUACAUAUAUAUCUAUAUAUGUAUGUGCCUUUACACAGGGAUACAAACUUUGCCUCUUCAGUUUCUACUGUGUAGACAAAGUUGGCAAAUUUUUGUACAAAGGGAAUCAAUGAAGGAUUUCUUAUUUUCUUGGAAGUUUGUAUAAGACUGUGCUGUGUUGAAGCCACAUCAUUUGCCUAUAGAAUCUUAGAGUGUAAAUACCAUACUCUGUUGUCUUAAUUCAACCUAAAACAGAGCAAAGCAAAAUGGUUUAAAUAGGUGCAAUAAUAACAAGAAGUUUUCCAGGUUCUUUUUUUGGUCCAGCUUUCUUUCCUUUGGCCGUCAAAAAAGCCUGACAGGUAGUCUGAGGUAACAGAUUCAAAGAUAGAUACUGCUGUUUUGGUUAAACAGCAGAUUGACGUUUUGCUUUGGUUUGGCCAGUUUGUUUUCUUCCCACUGUUUUACACCAAGCACAGACACUACUUCCAGUGUGAGCCUUCAUGUACUUCUGUACUGCUAUGUACUAUCUUGCACCAAGAUUUGAGCAAUUUUAUUUAAGCCAUUUCAGGAUAUUCAGAAGUGUCUCCUUCUCCUGAAUCAUAUGGAAGUUUCUUGGAUUUAACAAAGACAGGACUGAUGAGGCCUCACCGCCAGAGAGCAAAGGAGUAACCUGAGUCACUGUGAGUCCCUCCAGACACUCUUAGUAACUGCAGCUGGUGGAACUUUAUUAUGUGCUUAAGGAAUCUACUCAGCUGGAGAAGGUCAUGUACAGAAUUCCUUGUGGCAUUGUUCUGAUUUUACUUUGAUGUAUUUCCCUGGCCAUAUGCUUGAUAACUUACUCCUUCACUCUUGGGGCAAAGUUUGGGUUAAUUUUGCUGCUGUUUUUGCUGUCUGAGGUGAGCGUGCAAGACUGAGCACAGUGCACAUGUCAUACUACCUUUAAAGCCCAGUAUAAGUUUUGUAUGAUAAAGGUUAAAAACUUUAGGGAUUGAGAAUUUCAAUAUUGUUUUAGAUUGGUUGAUUCUGAAUCUCUGUCUCAGUUAAUUAGCUAAGAGCAGUACUUUAUAUGUUGUUUCUUUGGUUCUGCUGGUGCAUAACGGCCUCACUGAAAACUAGGAGGCUGUCAGGAAGGUCUUGAGAAAAUGUGUCUUUAUAGAAACUUGUAUUUUUCUUAAAUCCUUAUGCUUUAAAGAAAUAGUAGUUUUGUUAGGUGAAAUGACAAAAAUGCUCAAGAAUGAGGGCAUGAAAUGAGGUGAGCUCACUGAAAAUUAAAAAUGUAAGAAAAAAUUUUAUGCAUUUCAUUUGCAGAUAAGUCUACUUAAAGUGGGGAAAAACCAAAAUUAGGCAGAAGAAAAAUUAGGUGGUGGAACUGUUUUGCUAAUGAACUUAUUACUGAUGAAUGCAGUCCAGUGAAAAAAUUGGAAGACAGUUCUUUCUGGGACCAGUUUGAAAUAAUUUUGCAUACAAAAUUAUUGUAUACAAGCCACCUUGACUUUGACAUUUAAACAUUUUUGUCAGUAGUUUCUCUCUGUGCUUCAAUAGUGUCUAGGUAAUUUUCAGUGUUUAUUACUUUGUGACUUCUUAAGGUGUUUAAAGCUUUGUACUUACAAAGAAAACAUUAGGAGGAUGUGGCAAGGUCCUGCCACUUGCACCUUUCUUUAGUUUUUUUGACAGUUCUUAUGUCUGGAGUUUGAAUAUAGGAAGUGUUUUAUUAUUGAUACAGUUUCACAAUAUAGAAUUUCAACUAGGAUGCACAAAUGAAGAUUUCUUCUCUUCUGCAGGGCUGUCUGGUCAGUUGAUGGGGAUGAUUUGAAGAAUCUGUUGGAUUGUGUAGAGUAGUGUGCGACCUGGCAAUCAGAUGUCACAGUCUCUUAAAAUUUAAGAGUGACAGUAACAAUGUCUGCUACAACAUGACUAGAGGUUAUUUACAACUCUGCUUGCUGAUCUUUGUAGUGUUACUUAACAUUUGUGCCAUGUUCUGAAGAUAUCAGUGGUGCAGAGAAUCCCUGCUCCAGUGUAGCAGCUUUACAAUUGUGGGACCAGAUCAUCAGCUGGUAUAAAUCUGUCUUGAGUUUCCUUUACACAAUCGGCAGGUACCACUGAGACUCAAAGCCCAGACAGGUGUCUGUCCAUUUAAAUGUGCUGUAAACCAUUUAUGGCACAUUAUUAGACAAUUAUUUCAUGGUACCUGGUGGAUUGUUGUUGUAAUUAACAAAUAGAUGUUGGUUUAGAGUGUGAUACAGUAUUAGACUUUAAUUAAGCUUCUUUCUCAGAGAGGCAGUUCAAAUUUACCAGACUACAGAUUUUGUCAUUUAAUAUAUAUUUCUAUUAGAGAAACAUGUAAUUAUAAUUUAGGAGGGAAAAUUGUUUUUACAGAAAUUACCCUAAUUCUAGGUGGACAAUCACAGCUUCCUUCUAGGCACACACCUCCCCAUCUUCACUUUGGAAAAGAAACACAGCCAGCUGGAUGUGCAAGAAAAUCUUUCUGGCAGUGAAGGGUCACAUGGUAUAGCAGAGCUGUAUUUCCCCUCUCUUGCUGAGAUUAGAUAAUCUGUUUUCUAAUUUGCAUUGGAAAAUACCAAUUCCUUGUUUUCCUACCUCACCUUUUUUCAGUUUCUACAUAGCUAAGAGAAGGGUCUGCUUUUUAAAAUGUUUUUCUGUCACCAUAAGUUAAAAUCAAAUUUUUAUGCUGAUUUCUCAUGGCUCUCUUCCACUUUACAGAAUGUUGUAGUCCAUACCUGUCUUCUCUGGGAUGGAAGUAAAAUCUCUUUUGGUGGGGCUGUGGGAUUCCUUUGAACAUGCAGAUUAUUAUUUUUUUAUUACGUGUUAUUAUUUGCUGGGGGUUUUUUUGGUUUUUUUAGUGUGGAUUUAUUGUAUCAAUCUACAGGGGCUACAGCAAUAGUUGUCUUAUAUUUUUUAUCUGUAACACCAGCAUGUUAUGAUUCAAUGAGAGAAAAUGUCUAUUUUUAAUGCUACUGUCUUCAAGUAAUAAAUGGCUGCAUUGCAGGGUCCCUCAGCUGGUUUUUUUAAUGUUGGCAUUUAUGUUAUUCAGUUUUUCAUGGUGGUGAUUUAUAAGUGCAUUUGGCUGUAGAAAUGCUGCAACAUGUACUCUUUUUGAUGUCAAGAAACAUUUGGGCUGGCAACCAGGCAACAGUCAUUUAUUGUGCUAUGCAAAUAAGAUUAAUAUGCUUACACUAAGAAGAAAAUGGAAAAAAUGUGAAGUUAUUUUUUUGGUUGUUUCAUUUUCACCUUGUUCAUAUGAAUCAUGCAUUUUAAUUGCUGAGAAAAGUAUUGUUUCUGAUCAAUAAAAUAUUGCUCCAUUUA
Serinus canaria (Common canary) is the source of this 5327-nucleotide messenger RNA. RefSeq names its product calcitonin receptor like receptor (gene CALCRL). The transcript is spliced from 13 exons. Gene Ontology annotation, biological process: adenylate cyclase-activating G protein-coupled receptor signaling pathway; cell surface receptor signaling pathway; angiogenesis. NCBI's taxonomy places the organism in Eukaryota, Metazoa, Chordata, Aves, Passeriformes, Fringillidae. Bases 398 to 1819 code for a protein of 473 amino acids. The record is from RefSeq and is a predicted model, not a curated record. Gene Ontology annotation, cellular component: plasma membrane. Gene Ontology annotation, molecular function: calcitonin gene-related peptide receptor activity; calcitonin receptor activity; adrenomedullin receptor activity.